AUGUGGAAAAUGGAGGAAGGGUUAUUGAUUGAUACAUCCCGUGCACUUGGUGGUACCAUCCGGGCGAUUGCAGCUGACUCUAGGCUUUUAGUGAGUGGAGGAACUAAUGCCUAUAUCCAGUGUUGGAGGGCUGUUGAAGGCAAUGAUCACUUAUUUCACAUCUCUGGAAGUGGUACUGACCAGAAUGCGGAGUUUCGCCUCUGGGGGCAUGAAGACUGGGUGUGGUCUCUUGCUCUGCGUGGAAAUACUGUUGCCAGUACUGCUGGUAGAGAUGCAUAUGUAUGGGAUAUCAGGGACGGCGAGUUAACAAGCUUAGUUUCCAAUGCCCAUGUUGGUAACGCAUAUUCAUUGGCUUGGACACACCUGGCGGAUGUGCUGUUUACUGGUGGAGAGGAUGGCGCUAUUCGCUUGUUCAAUGUUUCUGAUGUCUCUGAUGAUGAGGAGGACAUUAAACCAGUGGCAACUUGGGUGCCACAUUCAGGUCCUGUUCAUUCUCUUGCUUUUGAGUAUCCAUGGCUUGUGUCUGCCUCGAGUGAUGGCAGGAUCGCACUUAUUGAUCUGAGGAAGCUUCUGACCCCCAAAAGAUCAUCAAAGGAUAGGAUUGUAUGUGCGGGUGAGGAUGGUUCUGUUAGAGUCUGGAACUUCUCUGAAGCACUGGAGAUUGAGAGGAGGGCACAGGCUCUUAGGAGUUUGAGGCAGGAGAACCGCAUGAGGCGGAGGAAGGCACAAGUAGAGAUGAAUGCAAAUGGUAGAAGGCCUGAUCAGUGCUCGAUAGCCAUGAAAAAGAACCAACUGAAGGGUGAUAAGAGUACCACUUGGCACAACAAGCGUACCAUAAAUGAGAAGGUCAAGUCUUAG
Molecule: messenger RNA, 858 nt
Organism: Miscanthus lutarioriparius
Lineage: Eukaryota; Viridiplantae; Streptophyta; Magnoliopsida; Poales; Poaceae
Source: the annotation of a GenBank genome assembly